GCACCCCGACGCCUGCGCCGCCGUUUUGCCAUCCGGUUGGAGGGGAAGCGACGAGUGAAAGUGAAGUGCGCGGAAGUUUGUGGCUUUAAUGUGGCUCUGUUUCGGGAUCUGACCGGGUGGGGUCGACAGCCCCCUGAGCAGCAAAAAUGUUACCAACAACAACAUAUAGUCCCAGCAGUCAGGGGAAUGGUGCCCUAAGUUCUCGGGAAUCUGCACGACAUACAGCUGGAGCCAAGCGAUACAAGUACCUCAGGCGCCUUUUUCGCGUUAAACAAAUGGAUUUUGAAUUUGCUAUGUGGCAGAUGUUGUACCUAUUUACAUCCCCACAGAUGGUAUACAGAAACUUUCAUUACAGAAAACAGACUAAAGACCAGUGGGCCAGAGAUGACCCAGCCUUCCUAGUUUUGCUUAGUAUCUGGUUGUGUGCUUCUACCAUUGGUUUUGGAUUUGUAUUAGGAAUGGGAUUUUUUGAAACAAUAAAGCUUUUACUGUGGGUUGUAUUCAUUGACUGCAUUGGAGUUGGACUACUGAUUGCAACAUUAAUGUGGUUUAUCACCAACAGAUAUUUGAUGAAGCCUCAGAGUAAAGGCUAUGAUGUGGAAUGGGGCUAUGCCUUCGACAUUCAUCUAAAUGCUUUCUAUCCUCUUCUUGUCAUAUUGCAUUUUUUUCAAUUGUUCUUCAUUAACCAUAUCAUUAUUAAAGAUGGACUUGUUGCUUGCUUUGUCGGAAAUAUCUUCUGGUUGGUUGGCAUUGGAUAUUACAUUUACGUUACUUUUCUUGGAUACAGUGCAUUGCCUUUUCUGAAGAACACGGUUGCCCUACUGUACCCAUUUGCACUUCUCAUCAUUUUGUUCCUGCUGUCUCUGGGAUUGGGAUGGAACUUCACCAAAGGACUGUGCUGGUUCUACAAGUACAGAGUGCAGUAAAACACCACACAUGAAGUAUUUGCUGAACAUUGCUUGGUGACAGUGUAUAAAACAGCUUAGACAUUUGUAUAAUUUGUAAAUGUGUUGUACAUACUGAUAAAUAACGAAACAGAUUACAGGAAAAAUCCAAUAUUACUUCUGAUUUGUCCUUUUGAAAUGUUUGAAUUGUGGCAAAUCUUUUUCUACAAGCGUGAAUGGUGGAAUAUUGAAUCCAGCAAUCGGACCAGUUUGUGUAUUUUGUAUUUAUCAAACCUCUUAAUGAAGAGCAUUCCUUUAACAGCACCUGUUCCGGCAGCUUUUCUGAAAAGCAUCUAUUGGGAAGUUAAAAUGAAUAUUUCUUUUGUGUAUUUCUCCACUUUGCCUGAUAAGUUUUUGAACAUAUUUAUACUCAAAUUGGUUUAAUGCAUGAUUAGAAAGAAGAUAUAAUGAGCUAGUUAGGCUGAGCUCAAGAAAGGGUGAGUGAUAGGGCGGAAAGGUUUUUUUAAAAUUUCAAAUUCACUUUUUCCUAAUUUUAGUUCCAACCUUUUUCACUUUUCUGGCUGAUUUAAAACAGGUAUUAGAUUAAGCAAAAUUUAAUUGAAUCCCUAAGCUCUCUAGGAGAACACCUUUACUGUUGUGUCCAUCUCAACCCAUUAUAAAUUGGAUAAUAUUUUGUGGGUGAUUAGAGUCAGCUGGUCAGAUAAUACCAUCACAACAGUGUGUUUUUGUUUUUGGUGAUACAAGUUCUGCAUUUUUAACAAAAAUAAAACAAUAAUGUGAACAAAGUCUUGCUUCUGAUUUCUUAUGUGAAUAUUGUAAGAAUUAAUAUCAAAAACCUGUAGAUACUGGAAAUUAUAUUGAUCAUGAACACAAGAGAUUUUGUUAAUGUAGUGUGUGUUUUUGCACUUACUUUGCAAAAAUGUUUGUUUUUAAUCAUCUUAUUCUCUUACUGGCAGGGAAAUUCACAA
Hypanus sabinus (Atlantic stingray) is the source of this 1873-nucleotide messenger RNA. It is a transcript of the gene unc50, whose product is annotated as unc-50 homolog (C. elegans). The coding region runs from base 147 to 926 and encodes 259 amino acids. Lineage: Eukaryota; Metazoa; Chordata; Chondrichthyes; Myliobatiformes; Dasyatidae. The record is from RefSeq and is a predicted model, not a curated record. The transcript has 6 exons. Gene Ontology annotation, cellular component: Golgi membrane.